Molecule: messenger RNA, 1119 nt
Organism: Wasmannia auropunctata (little fire ant)
Lineage: Eukaryota; Metazoa; Arthropoda; Insecta; Hymenoptera; Formicidae
Exons: 5
Coding region: 215-919 (234 amino acids)
Source: RefSeq, a predicted model, not a curated record
CUCACGCUUCUCACUGCUGGUACGCAUGCGGUGAUGAACGGUUGUUUUUGUUUUCAAACGUCGGACAAACCGGUAAGGUUACGAAUUACUUCGCACUUACACGUCGAUUAGAGGUUGAGAGGAGAAUUUUGCGAAUCUACAAAAUAACUGAAAGAGAUUGAUAGUGAAAAUCACGAGGGACUGAUUGUAGAUAUUUGACGCAGAAAAUCACAAAAUGUCCAGCAUAUUCAACUUAUUGGGUGAACUGGAGUCUGACGGAGGUCAGAUAAAGCCCAUUGCACGAUCUAAAACAUCUCACGAGAUUAAAUUAAAUUCCCUCAAGACGAUGGGAGGCGCAAAACCGAAGGGACUAUCGAUAAGAUCUAACUCUGAUAUGAAUUUAUCCAGCAUACAUUCAGCCAAGAAAAGUAUGCACGAUAAGGAACAGGAUUGUUUAAAGCUAAAAGUAACACAAAUAGAUAGUAAUGGACGUCCAAUAUCUCCAGGAAAGGAAUUUGUAAAGAAGAUGAUUACACAGUCACCAAAGGUUAAAGGCUGUGCUCUCAAGGAGGAUACUACAAUUAAUAAAUGUACAAAAAAGCAAUUGAACGACGGUGUUUUUAAGAAGCCAUUACUGCCCAAAAAGAAUAUCAACAGGCUCCCCAAACCAGAAAAAUUGGUUCAUUGGCACGACAGUCAACAUGAUUUUGAUUACGGAUAUAUUGAGACUGCAGAAAAAGAAUUUAGAGAUUUACUCUCCAAGGGAAAAGAGAACAUAAAGCCUUGUGAAGAGAAUGUAUUUGUGUCAGAAACCUUGGUCAUGCCAGAUAUCUCGAAGUUUACUCUCGAUAAAACUCUUGAUGAAGAACACAAGAAACUUUUAUUUCCCAACUUAGUUACUCCCGAAGUAUCCGAUAUAUCUGAUGACGAAAAUCUGUAGUGAUAACUAUAAGGAUCAUUUUAAUAUUAUAAUUUAAAAAUUUUUUUCCGUGAGAGUGGAUAUUUAAGAUCAGCUAGUAUUAUAAUAAUUUAUUUUCUCUAAUUGAUAUAUAUUUUUGUAUUGACAAAUGUUGUUAGAGCACUAAUUGAUAAGUCAUUAAGUUACUCCAGAGCAUCAAUAAAAAAAAAGAAGAAAUACUA